Messenger RNA from Danio aesculapii, 1832 nucleotides. It is a transcript of the gene zbtb42, whose product is annotated as zinc finger and BTB domain containing 42. Gene Ontology annotation, molecular function: DNA-binding transcription factor activity, RNA polymerase II-specific; protein binding; RNA polymerase II cis-regulatory region sequence-specific DNA binding. Gene Ontology annotation, cellular component: nucleus. The transcript is spliced from 3 exons. Gene Ontology annotation, biological process: regulation of transcription by RNA polymerase II. NCBI's taxonomy places the organism in Eukaryota, Metazoa, Chordata, Actinopteri, Cypriniformes, Danionidae. Bases 310 to 1569 code for a protein of 419 amino acids. The record is from RefSeq and is a predicted model, not a curated record.
UCUACCAGACUCUAACACACACACAUUCACGGGCGCGCGCACACACACACACACACACACACAGAGAGAGAGAGACAGGCGCGCGCGCUCUUUCUCUCCGUUCACAUGGACGGCCGAGCAACUGCGCUCAGUUCAGUCUGAAAGUCCGCUCUUCUUCGCGGAGUUUGGAGAAGAUGUGUGUGUGUUUGUAGAUGUGUGUGUGUGUGUGAGAUCUGCAUGGCUGGAUUUGCUCUUCUCCUCCGCUGCUGUUUGACGAGGAGCGCGAACUGAAGAGAAACUCGCGGAUUUUCGGGGUUUUCGUCCAUAAGAAUGGAGUUCCCCGACCACAGCCGGCAGCUCCUGCAGUGUCUGAGUCAGCAAAGACAGCAAGGUUUUCUCUGCGACUGCACGGUUCUGGUAGGAGAAACUCGUUUUAGAGCGCACCGGGCCGUCUUGGCGUCCUGCAGUAUGUAUUUUCACCUCUACUACAGAGAUCAGCUGGAUAAACGAGACUUAGUGCACUUAAAUAGUGACAUCGUGACGGUUUCAGCCUUCAGUUUGCUGCUCGAGUUCAUGUAUGAGGGAAAGCUGGAGUUCAGUGCAAUUCCUGUUGAGGACGUCCUGGCGGCGGCUAGCUAUCUGCACAUGUACGACAUCGUAAAAGUCUGCAAAUCCAAACUAAAGGAGAAGGAACUGCUGCCGGAGGAGCAGCAGAAGGCCAACGGUGUCAAUUAUGUGGCCGAAACCUGCGUCCUAACAGCUGGAAAAACAAAAGCGCAUGUCAGUAGUUCGGCCUCGUCCCAAAGGUCCCGGGAUGACACGGACUGCGCGCUGGAUUUGUCUUUGAAGCCGGUGUGGAUUGGGGAGUUUUCAGGACAGCUGGCCCUCGACAGCCAGCAGCAGGACACCCAGACACUUGUUAAAGAGCAACACGACGUGCUGUCAGAGCAGGAGGACGCUGAUCCGGCCAGCCCCGAGAGCCGACGCUUUGGGAAUAGCGGCAGGAGUGCGGCGGUGACAGGGUUCAGUGAACUCUUCCCCCGAAACAAGCAUGAGGAUCUGAUGGAGGAGGAGCUGAGUGGUGUGCGCUCACAGCGGCAGCUGGGGGACAGUGAAGGAGACGACGAGGAGGAUCUGGCAUCCUCAGACAUCUCCACAUCAAGUGGCGUCCUGUUGUCGUCAGCCGGUGCGCAGGUGUGUGUGUGUCCACUCUGCAGUAAAGUUUUCCCAAAUCCACACGUCCUGCAGCUCCACCUCAGCUCACACUUCCGGGAGAAAGACGGCGUGCGCUCCAAACUCUCGCCGGACGGAUCCGUGCCCACGUGCUCGCAGUGCGGGAAGACCUUCUCCUGCAUGUACACGCUGAAGCGGCACGAGCGCACACACUCCGGGGAGAAGCCGUACACGUGCGCGCAGUGCGGGAAGAGUUUCCAGUACUCGCACAACCUGAGCCGACACGCCGUGGUGCACACCCGCGAGAAACCGCACGCCUGCAAGUGGUGCGAGAGACGCUUCACACAGUCUGGAGAUCUGUACAGACACAUACGCAAGUUCCACUGCGGCCUCGUCAAGACACUCGCCAUCGGAUAACACUGGAGCCAAUGUGUGUGUGUGUGUGUGUGUGUGUGUGUGUCAUUAGCUGGAGGAGUAAUAAUAAGCAGAAUCAUGGUGAUGGUGGUAUCCAAUAUUCGCAAGGUGGAAGGAAUGAAAAACACAACAAUCACGUCUCUAGGAAUCAACAAUCUGAUGCACUUGGGAUUUUGACAUAUGCAUAUAUAUUUAUUUAUGCAUUAUAUAUAUAUACACAAGUAUAAUAAAUAAGAAUAAAUACAUUUAUGCAUUCACACACAUGU